Molecule: messenger RNA, 1000 nt
Organism: Erythranthe guttata (spotted monkey flower)
Lineage: Eukaryota; Viridiplantae; Streptophyta; Magnoliopsida; Lamiales; Phrymaceae
Biological process (GO): protein transport
Source: RefSeq, a predicted model, not a curated record
CAUGGUGAAAAUAUUGUUCCAAAAUCGAGAAAUUUCGGGAUAUAAAUUGGCAGAAAACGAAACUUUGUCUGGAUAUGCCACCCUUAGGAAUGAGUCAAGCUUCCUGAUUAGUUAUUGGGAGAGAAGCAAAAAAAACAUAAAAUAAAUAAAGGCCAUCCAUAUUGGACUAAAGUUGAGGGCUGAUUCAAAGUUAAAAUAAAUAAAAAUCUCCGUCGACACUGUUGGACUACCAGAAGAAAAAAAAAAACAGUUGAUUUUUCCACCAUGAAAACAGUAGUCAAAAUGCCAUUCACAGAACAUAUUAUAUACACGUCAAUACGUGUAUCUAAUGUAUGUAUAAAAGAGUUGUAACUUUGAUCUUCUUUUUUCUGUUGUGAAGAUUUUGUAGAACUCAACUGAACUUCUUUGUUGAGCUGGUUUUCGAAACGAACGCAGAAGCGAAGAGCGUAAACAAAAAAGAAUGGGAAAGAAACUUAAUGCCCUGUUUGGGAGAAGCUCAAAAGCAGCAAAGCUGAGUAUGCUGACAAAUCUUGCCAUAUCAAGAAUCGACACUUUCAAAAACCUUCACUGCGUGAGAUGCUCCCAAGCUGAGUCUGAUGUCAUCCAGCUCCUCCAACUCGGCCACCGGGAACGCGCUCUCCUCCGCGUUGAGCAUGUUAUCAAGGAGCAAACUACAUUGGAUGCAUUUGUUCUGAUGGAAAACUACUGUUAUUUGUUGAGAGAGAGAAGCGAGAUUGUCAAGACUAGCAGGGAAUCAUGUCCAGAUGAACUAAAGGAGGCAAUAUCUAGCUUGAUAUAUGCAGCUUCAAGAUGUGGAGAGUUUCCCGAGAUGCAAGAGAUUCGUGGUUUAUUCAAAUCUGAAUACGGACAAGAAUUUGUCACUAGUGCAGUUGAAUUAAGAAAUAAUUCUGGAGUGUGUCCUAAGGUGCAUUUUUAAUAAUAAUUUUUCGUUCAACAAAACUCGUUUUCUUUUCGUGUCCUGAAAUCUUGACGACUUAAG